Molecule: messenger RNA, 3027 nt
Organism: Adineta ricciae
Lineage: Eukaryota; Metazoa; Rotifera; Eurotatoria; Adinetida; Adinetidae
Source: the annotation of a GenBank genome assembly
AUGUCAUCAUCGUCGUCGUUUUACUCUGAACAAGCAAACAGUCAGAUGGAACCGAAAUCUUUUCAGACAAUAUCAUCAACUGAUGAUAACGAAGAGUUUAUUGACGAUGAUGACGAUGAUGAUAGUGAAUCAAUGGACAAUCCAAUGAAACAAAAGAAAACAAAGAAAACUCUGGGUCGGGUGAAAAUCAAAAUGGCCUAUAUCGAUGAUAAAGUUCGACGAUAUACAACAUUUUCGAAACGGAAAACGGGUAUUAUGAAAAAAGCUUACGAAUUAGCAACAUUAACUGGUACUGAAGUAAUGCUUCUUGUAGCUUCCGAAACAGGUCAUGUUUAUACAUAUGCAACUCCGAAACUGCAGCCGAUGAUCACAAGUGAAUCUGGAAAGGCAUUGAUUCAGACGUGUUUAGAAAAAGACGAAACGAUUGUUGAAAGUUGUUCGACGACUGAUGAUCGACCUGUCGAGGAGAGACAACGGAAAAAACGGACAAGUGGAAGUAUGCAAGAUAAUAUCCCAUCAGAGAUCCAUCCAAUCAAACGUGCGAAGUCAAAAUUAUCCGAAGAGAUCAAAUCAGUCAAUGAAACGAUCACACCUCUUUCAACACCGGCCGCAGUCACUGUUCCAUUAUCUUGCUUUUUUCAUCUAGACCCUUCGCAACAAUCGAUGCCAACUUCAACUGAUUUAAACUCUUCUUUAAAAACAACAGCGAUGAAUGUUGUCCUAGCCCCAUCACCCAGUACUUCUCAAACUUCACCUUCCUCUAACGUCCCACUUGUGUUAACCUUCGUUCUUGACCUUCAUUCCAUUCAAACAAACCAAGAAUAUGACAUCCCGACAACUAUAGUACCCGAAGAAAUGAUGUAUGCAAAUAAGAAACUCUCGUCACCAAUGUAUGGUGCUGAUUUAGCAUUUCGACAGAGUGUUGUCAAGAUUCCAUCGGAUCGAACUGUUCAGGAUUUAACGAUUAUUAACACUUAUCUCAAACAUUUGGAAGCUUUAUCAACACUUCGAGAAUCACAUAUUCGUAAUUUGUGCAAAACAAUUCGUUAUGAAAUUCAUGAUACACAUCACGUUCUAUUCAGUCGUGGUGAUUUGAAUACUUGUUGGUAUAUACUAUUAUCCGGCUCCGUUUUUAUCGAGUCAACGAUGUAUCUACCACGAGCCAGUUUCGGUAAACGAACUCCGGCGAAUCCCUAUCGACUAAAUGAAUGCGUUAUCCUCGAACCAUCGGAACUACUUGUUAUUGAUUAUCCAUCCGUGGAAACAAAAGAAUCACUAAUGAGAAUUGAACAUCAAGAACAAGAUCAAUCUAUUAUUGAUGACGAAGAUCAACUUCAAACAAUGACACUAAAUCGAAAGAAAAGUUCACGUAUUCGACAACGUUCUAUAACAGUCACCAAUUCGAAUGAUAUUCAUUCGUCAAUGAUACGUAGUUCACAUUCGCGUGCAAGUGAUACAUCAAGUGCAUAUUCAGGCUCGGAUAUCAUGCAAUCAUCGACAAAUGGUGAUGACUGUCUAAUGAUAAAUAAUGAAACUGAUGACGAAUCAGAAGGAUCAUCCGAACAUUCAUUUCCAAUCCAUGAUCACAUACGAGAAGUAUUGACAAAAGAAGCCAAUGAACGAACUGACGACGAUAUCGAAGCAAUCUUAGAAUUUCUGCAUCACUUUCCAGCAUUUGCUGAUUUGACUCUACACGUUCGUCGCGAAUUAUGUAAAGUACUUGUUUACGCUCAAGUUGAAAAAGCACAAACGGUAGUGAUGAAUGACGGCGAACGAUACGAUUCCUGGUCAGUUAUCAUCAAUGGAAUCAUUGAUGAUGAAACGGUUACAGGCGAACCAAUACGAACAUUAACUGUUGGACAAAGUUUUGGAUGUGGUCCUACAUUGGAUCAAUAUUGUCAUAAAGGUAUCAUGAAAACGCGUGUUGAUGAUUGUCAAUUUGUUGUCGUGGCACAAAAUGAUUAUUAUGCAAUAUUGAAUCAAGGUGAAAAAGAUGUUCGAAAAAUUGAAGAGAACGGUAAAAUUGUGAUGAUGAAAGAAAAACGUAUUGACGAUGAUGAACAUCGAAUGCCUCGAGAAAUUGUCAUCAAGGCAACCGUUGAAAAAUUACUUGAUUUACUCGCUGACGAACGUCAAUUACUUGAUGAUCCGACUUUUGUUGAAGAUUUUCUUCUUACUUAUCGAACAUUUCUCCACGAUCCAACGAUCGUAUUGAAUAAAUUACUUGAAUGUUUCCAGAAAAGCACUAAUUUAACAAUCUGUGAACAUGUCUCACGCGUUAUUCUAUCAUGGGUUAACAACCAUUACAAUGAUUUCGAAUCGAACACACAAUUAAAUGAAUUUCUCGAAAAAUUCGAUGACGAACUCCAACAUCACGACGGCGAAGGUAUGCGAUCAUGGAAAUAUCUACUCAAUUUAGCUUGUUUUACACGAGCGAGUGUACGAAUCAUAACACUAACGCGUUCGACGCGUGACGAUGUAUUGAAUUUUAAUAUACUUGGCGGUAGCGACACAGUAACACAUAACGGAAUCUUCGUAUCGAAGGUUGAAUGUCAUUCGAAAGCGUAUGAAGCCGGUUUACGUCGAGGUGAUCAGAUUCUCAAUGUCAAUGGUCAAUCCUUUGAUUAUUUAACUCACGCUCGAGCGCUGGAAAUUCUUCGUGGUUCAACCCAUUUGUCAUUGACAGUUAAGAACAAUCUGAUGGGUUUCAAUGAAAUCAUCAAUCCAGAAAAAUCACCCGUUCGGAAGAAACGUCAUGACAUUUCAUUAUAUGAACAAGAAAUUCGAAAUAAACUAAACGGUUCAUCACCAAUACGUUCCCAUUCCACAACAACAUCACCUAUUCUACCAAUGAGUCCAACUGAAACUUAUCGUCAUCAGGCGCGAUCACCGUUGACAACAAUCGUUACUCCCACGAAAAAUAUACCAAGCAAUGCCGACAAAUCUAAGCCUCGUCCACUAACAAAACGUAUGGGCUUGAAACGUGCUGUUAUGCAAAAAUUGAAAAUUACAAAAAAUAAUAGGUAA